Raphanus sativus (radish) is the source of this 878-nucleotide messenger RNA. RefSeq names its product protein ELF4-LIKE 2. Bases 309 to 647 code for a protein of 112 amino acids. The record is from RefSeq and is a predicted model, not a curated record. Lineage: Eukaryota; Viridiplantae; Streptophyta; Magnoliopsida; Brassicales; Brassicaceae. The transcript is spliced from 2 exons. Gene Ontology annotation, biological process: positive regulation of circadian rhythm; entrainment of circadian clock.
GAUCUCCUUUGUUCAAAAGAGUUUAAAAGAAGAAAAAAGAUAAAAGAACAAAAUUAUUAAUACUAUUACAUUCCUAUCAAAUCUCUCUCUGUCUCAGACUGUUUGUCUUAAAGACGACAAGUAGAUUCCUUUUCUUUUUUCAUUUGCUCUCCCAGCAUCCAGUAAUUGUCAUAUAAUUUUCUCGAGACAGAAAUAAGAUUCUUUGGUUUUUAUUUCCCGAGAAAAUAUAAUCUUGAUUUCAUCUGUUACCAGAGCUUCUUCUUUUCUGCUUUUGAAGGAACAAGAACAAAUCAAAAGAUCUGAGCUUAAUGGAAUCAAGGAUGGAAGGAGAUGUGUUUUCUGGAUUUGGAGAGAGAUACCAGAUGGAUGGGAAAGUGUUGCAGAGUUUCCAGAAGAGCUUCGUUCAGGUUCAAGACAUUUUGGAUCAAAACCGGCUUCUCAUCAACGAGAUCAAUCAGAACCAUGAGUCCAAACAAGCAGAUCACUUGGGAAGAAACGUUGGUUUGAUAAGAGAGCUCAACAACAAUAUCAGAACUGUGGCUAGUCUUUAUGGUGAUCUCUCUCAUUCUUUUGCCAAAUCCAUCGAUGCUUCAUCGGAAGGAGAAUCCACUGGGACCAACAACCAAAAGAGAUUUAGAUCCGGGUAAAAUAUUAUUUACCAAAAAAGAAGAAGAUCAAUCUCUCUGUGUUCUGUAGAUUCAAAUGCUAAUCUGAAUGUGUAUUGCUUGAGGGUCUUCAAACAAGAUAACGAGGGUCGCUUCUGUUGUAAUGAGUUCAUGUCUUCAAUGCAGAGAAUAAAUAAGGAAGUUCAUGUCCUUCAUUGAUCAGACCUUUGGGACUAUAAUGAUAUGUAGAGCUCUUUGCUUUCUUUGGUUCUA